Molecule: messenger RNA, 2529 nt
Organism: Microthlaspi erraticum
Lineage: Eukaryota; Viridiplantae; Streptophyta; Magnoliopsida; Brassicales; Brassicaceae
Source: the annotation of a GenBank genome assembly
AUGAAAAUCUUCUUCAUCAUCAUCUUCUUCCUCCUCCGAUCUUGCGUCGGAGGAGCCAACGAUACAAUCAUGAGAAGACAGUCCUUGAGAGAUGGUGAUGUCAUAGUCUCUGAAGGAAAGAGAUUUGCCUUUGGAUACUUCAGUCCUGGGAAUUCCAAGCUUCGGUAUGUUGGUGUUUGGUAUGCUCAAAUGAAUAAGCAGACUGUUGUAUGGGUUGCAAACAGAGACCAUCCUAUUAAUGACACAUCUGGUCAUAUAAAGUUCAACAGCGGAGGGAAUCUCUGUGUCUAUGCAUCAGCUAAUGAAACAGAGCUUAUAUGGUCAACUAAUGUGUCAGAUAGGAUCUUGGAGCCAUCUUUAGUUGUUGCAAGAGUCUCUGAUUCAGGCAACCUUGUACUUCUUGAUCCUGUCACAGGGAGAGUUUUCUGGGAGAGCUUUGAUCAUCCUACAGACACUUUCCUUCCCUUUAUGAGAUUAGGUUUCACGAGAAAAGACGGUUUGGAUCGCUUUCUAACAUCAUGGAGAUCUCCUGACGACCCUGGCUCCGGAAACUAUACAUUGCGGUUGGAACGUAGAGGGUUUCCACAAACGAUGAUGUACAACGGUCUGACUCCGCUGUGGCGUGGAGGUACAUGGACGGGACAGAGAUGGAGCGGUGUCCCUGAAAAGACACUCAAGUCUAUCUUCAACAUCUCCUUUGUGAACAAUCAAGACGAAGUAUCAAACACUUACGGUGUGUUAGAUGCUUCAGUCGUAACAAGGCUGGUGCUGAGCGAGGCAGGGAUCUUGCAACGGUUUACGUGGAACGGAAGGGAAAAGAGGUGGAUAGGGUUAAGACCAAAUCCUCAAGAGCAGUGCGACGAUUACGCUUAUUGUGGACCUAAUGGUUACUGCGAUCCUUUGAGUAGAGACACGUUUGAGUGCAUAUGCUUACCUGGUUACAAACCAAAGGCGCCAGGGGAUUGGAAACUGAGAGAUCCUUCAGGUGGGUGCACAAGGAGAGAUACAACUUCAGUGUGCCGUGGGAGAGAAGGGUUUGUGAAGUUGAAGCGUGUGAAGAUUCCAAACACAUCAGCUGCAAGUGUGGAUAUGAACGUAACAUUGAAGGAAUGCGAAGUGACAUGCUUGAGGAACUGCAGUUGUGUUGCUUACGCAAGUGCUUACUACGAGAGUGAAGGAGGACCAAGAGGGUGCUUGACGUGGCACGGUGAUAUGUUGGACACGAGGACAUACUCGAGCUCGGGACAAGAUCUCUUUGUACGCGUAGAUAAGGCAGAGUUAGAGCGUUGGAACAGAAAUGGAUCAUCAAGGAAGAGGAGACUCUUUCUGAUACUCAUCAGUUUAAUUUUAGCCGUAAUGUUACUAAUGGUCAUUUUCCUCUGUUUUGUGAGGAAGCGACAAAAGUCUAAGAGGCACAAAAGAUCUUCAAAAACAUUCGCCCCAAGUUAUAUUGAUUUUGGAGAAUCACUCAGAUUUGAAGAGCUUCAGGACAAGGCAAGAAAUCGGGAGUUACCUCUCUUUGAGCUUACCACAAUCGCUGCAGCGACAGACGAAUUCUCUUUUCAAAACAAGCUUGGAGAAGGUGGCUUUGGAUCCGUUUAUAAGGGCGUGUUGGAGAAUGGAAUGGAGAUAGCGGUGAAGAGGCUAUCAAAAAACUCGGGCCAAGGAGUGGUAGAGUUCAAGAACGAGGUCAAGUUGAUAUCAAAGUUGCAGCAUCGGAAUCUUGUGAGGAUCUUAGGAUGUUGUGUUGAACUGGAUGAAAAGAUGGUGAUAUAUGAGUAUCUACCAAACAAGAGCCUAGACUAUUUCAUAUUCCAUGAAGAGCAGAGAGCGAUGUUGGAUUGGCCAACAAGAAUAGACAUAAUCCGCGGGAUUGCUCGCGGAAUAUUGUAUCUUCAUCAUGAUUCAAGACUGAGGAUCAUCCAUAGAGACCUUAAGGCCAGCAAUAUACUUCUUGACAACGAAAUGAUCCCUAAGAUUGCUGACUUUGGCAUGGCUAGAAUCUUUGGGGGCAAUCAAAUCGAAGGAAGCACGAACCGGGUCGUUGGAACAUAUGGAUAUAUGUCGCCGGAGUAUGCAAUGGAUGGGCAAUUCUCCAUAAAGUCCGACGUGUACAGCUUCGGAGUGUUGAUCUUAGAGAUCAUAACCGGAAAGAAAAACAGCGGUUUCAAAGAUAAAUUUUCCAAUCUAUUCGGACAUGUUUGGGAUCGAUGGGAAAAGGGUGAAGUAACAGAGAUCAUAGAUAAAUCAAUGGACGCAGAGACUUAUGAUGAGAGCGAAGUGAUGAAGUGCAUACACAUUGGGUUGCUUUGUGUGCAAGAAAUCGUUUCGGAUAGACCAGACAUGCCUACUGUUGUGUUAAUGUUGGGACAUAACGCCAUUGAUCUUCCAUCUCCGAAGCAUCCUGCGUUUAUGACCAGGAAGAGGAGAGAAAGUAAUGACGGCGGCAGCUCCUCCGGCGUUUGGCUCAGCGGAGAAAACGGCAUUUCUGUUAAUGACGUCACUCUCACUUCUGUUUAUGGCCGUUAA